This is a messenger RNA of Dimorphilus gyrociliatus, 2111 nucleotides long. The record is from the annotation of a GenBank genome assembly. Lineage: Eukaryota; Metazoa; Annelida; Polychaeta; Dinophilidae.
AUAAAUUUGAGCGCCGUUGAGGGACUAUCAUGUUUCGGAUAGUAUUAUUUCUUCUAAUUCCUAUUGUUUCUACGGAUGUUACUGAGAAAUUUCUAACGAAAAUACAACAAGAAAAUGUUGAUAUUAUAUUUAUAUUUGAUCGGUCGAAUUUAUCAUCUAAAAACAAAUUCUACAUAAAUCAAAAGCCAUUAGUUAAGAUAUUUAUAAGAAGUUUUAUGAAAAUCAGUGAAAAAUAUUCUCAUGUCGGUAUUAUAUCAUAUGGAAGAGACGUUACAAUUGAAUUUGAUGGAAUUUCAAAAAAUACAAACACCAGCAAAUGUUUUCUUGUUGAUAAUGAACAAUUUUGGAAUAAUAUUGAAUAUUCAAAAUCUCCAAAUUCCAACAAUGGAUCCGUUUUACAUGAAGCUCUUCAGGCAGCUAUAGAUAUUUUUGAGAUUGCUAAAACUGAUAGUUCACCUAGAUCUCGUAUCAUCUUUCUCUUCUCCAACGGAGUCCUGAAAGAGGACGAACAAUUAGUAAACAGUAAAUUUAAUAAACUAAAACAAUCAACAAUAGACGUUUUUGUAGCUGGUAACGAAGGGGGAAGUGGUUUGGCGGUAAACGAUGGUGGAUACGGUCGAAUUGCCUUAUGGGAGAACAGGCUUGAUCAAAAGCUUACAAUGACAAUUGGUGAUAAAAACAACCAUGACAAAAAAUAUAGUAGUGUACCAUACAAAAAGGACUGCCUAAAAGACAAUGAAACACCGUUGUGUAACGUUAUUUCGGGAUAUUCGUCUUGUCUGUGCUCGGCAGGCUAUUAUCGCAAAGAAUUCGAUUGUUCAAAGUGCGAAGUUAACACCUUCAAGGAAACUAUUGGAGACGGAAAAUGUAUUAGCUGUCCUCCUGGAUACGGUACUAGUUCUAAAGGUUCAACGAAAGGAAGCGACUGCAAAUGUUUGGAGGUCAACACGUGCAGAGGGAGUUGCGACAAUAAAAUAUGUAAGAACGGAAAAUGUAAUCUAGGAAGUUGCGUUUGUAAUGAAGGAUAUACAGGAGAGACUUGCGAAGAGAAGAUAAACUACUGUUCAACUAAUCCAUGUAAAAAUUAUGGACAAUGUAAAAGUCUAUUUUUUGGACCAUUUUGCUAUUGUAUUAAUGAUUAUGAAGGUGAAUUCUGUCAAAAUAGUAUUAGUGAAUGUGGAAAUGAUUUAUGUGCCCCAGGUUUCAGUUGCUUAGAUAAAAUUUAUGGAUACGAUUGUAUUAACACAUCGUUGAUAAUGACAUCAACAAAGCUUCCGAAAGAAGAGGACAAUAAUACAUCAAUACAAUUUUUAAUAAUUAUCAUCUGUGCUCCUAUUGGCGUUUUGUUCGUCAUUUUGAUUAUAAGUAUCAUUGGAUUUCAAAUAUGGAAAAGGAAGAGAAGGGUUAUAUUACGCUCUAGAUAUGCCCAAAAUACACAUGGACAAAAGUCUCCUCCGCAACUGCCACCACGAAUGCCAGGGAAUAUUUUUUCGGAGGUUUCCAAAAUUGCGGCUAGAACUACUACAAGUGUUAAGCGAACAUACAGAAGAGUUUCUGAUUCUGUUUGGAGGGUAAGAAGUAGAAAGGAUGAAAUGGAUGAUGUUUACGCAAACAAUCCAACGACAUCUACGAAAUUAAGUCACAGAGUUCCACCUCCACCUCCUCCCCCUAAAAAUAAAUCAGCUGUUCCAGACUCUAUCUAUUCAAACUUGCCUUGCUUUCGAAACUUUGAAAGCUGGUUGCCGUUUUUCGAAGAAACAGUUGAUUUUUCAAGAGUAUCCAUGCUGGGCGUUAUAAAGACUUCGACAGAAUAUAUAUUAGAUACUUUGCCCUGUCCAACUGAAAAGGAUAUAGCAAGUCUUCGAAGCGCAAUGGAGCAAAAGAGAAAUGGUCUUAUUACAGUUCUUAAACACUCGUAUAUAAUAUCGUCAAAUAACGGAACUGAAAUGCACAUGAACGCCAAAGGAACUAAUAAUAGAGCUCAAAUUCUUUAUAUAAUUAAAGCAUCAUCGUAUUUCAUCUUAUCAGGAACAACACGGAAUAAUUUUUCAACAGAAUGUCUUCAAAAAGCCAAAGAAAUAGCAUCUCAUCUAGCAGGUUUUGAAAAAUGA